AUGCACGACCUCGUCAGUGCUGGUGUGGAUCUGGAGAGCUUGCCAAGGAGGCACACAAGCAGUGAUAGGAAGAUAUGGAUGCCGGACCUUAAAGGUUUAUUCUCUGUGAAGUCUGCAAGGGAGAUGGUGAGGAUGAGAUAUCCAGUGCUGGAGGAAGCAAAUCUGUUAUGGAAGAGUGUUGUGCACCCUUCUUUGGCAGCACAAAAUUGGAAGUUUGUCAGGGGAGCUUAUGCAACUCUGGAUAAAGUAAAGAGCAGGUUCAAGAUAGCUCUUCCGUCGAGGUGCAGUGUGUGCCAGAUUGAGGAGGAGUCUUUGGAACAUGUUAUUUGGAGCUGUAGUGCUGCGAAUUGGGCUUGGCAAUGGCUGGCAGGUAUUUUCCAUAUUAUUCCUCAUUAUAACUUGCUUGCUGCUAACAAGGAAGUGAAAGGGCGUAGUAGAAUAGUUAAAGACCUGUGGUUAGUCUCAAUCUUGGUGCUACGUUCGGAGCUGUGGUACCAAAGGAAUAAGAUGGUCUAUGAAAAGAAGAAGCCUUGCUGGACUUUCUUCAAAAAACGUGUGUUUAACCUCAUUCAUGAGUACUCGGCUAGAAUGACAGGAUGUAUGUUCAACAAGGUAGAAGAUCUUGAGAUUCUGAAUUUUUUCAGAGUUAAAUGUCGUAGGGUGAAGAUGUUAGAGCCUGUUGAGUGUUUUCGGCAACCUCCUAUGCACAAUCAGCUUUUGCUGUGCUGUGACGGUGCCUCUAGAGGCAAUCCAUGGGUGGCGGGAGAUGGUGUGGUGGCGAGAAAUUCUGCUUGUGAAGUGGUUGGGGCGAUGUGUGUUUGUCUUGGAAUUAUUUCCAAUUAUAUGGCGGAGUUGUAUAGCAUUCUGAUUGGUUUAGAAUUGGCAGUUCAAUGGGGAUACCGGGAUGUUCUAGUGCGGACUGAUUCAUCAAGUGUCAUAACAGCUUUGGAAGGGGAUUUUAUUCCUUGGUUUGCUAGACAGAGAUGGUAUGAUGUAAAGGGCAUGUUUGAUUCUAUAAAUUUUGUGCACACGUACCGUGAAGCCAAUUUCGCAGCUGACAAGAUGGCGAAGACUGGUUGCUUAUUAGAUAAUGGAGUGAGACUCACUUUUGUUGGUCGUCCUGAGUUGUUAAACUCAAUAGAGUUCCCAUAUGUUUCCUAUUUUCGAUUGAAAUAG
This is a messenger RNA of Papaver somniferum (opium poppy), 1176 nucleotides long. RefSeq lists its product as uncharacterized. Bases 1 to 1176 code for a protein of 391 amino acids. Gene Ontology annotation, molecular function: RNA-DNA hybrid ribonuclease activity; nucleic acid binding. The record is from RefSeq and is a predicted model, not a curated record. The transcript has a single exon. NCBI's taxonomy places the organism in Eukaryota, Viridiplantae, Streptophyta, Magnoliopsida, Ranunculales, Papaveraceae.